Molecule: messenger RNA, 400 nt
Organism: Xylona heveae TC161
Lineage: Eukaryota; Fungi; Ascomycota; Xylonomycetes; Xylonales; Xylonaceae
Exons: 1
Coding region: 112-336 (74 amino acids)
Source: RefSeq, a predicted model, not a curated record
UGUUUUCUUCAUUGAGGACUCUUUGCACUAUAGCUUUUAUACCCCCAAGUCUCUCGUGAUAUCUCUCUUGUUCUGAUGUAAUUUCUCCUAUAUCACUUUUUUUUUUUUUUCAUGUAUUUCUUUUUGUCGUCUCCUUUCAAAACUCUCCUCUUCAAAGCCAUGUGCAGUUUCUGUCCAACCAUUUGUUUUAUCUAUUGUCGUGCUACUUGGCGGUUGGAAGGCUUUACACUUUUUGUUUUAUCUGCUGGCGCUAAUAGGAUUCCUGGCGUAGGCGCACGCUCGCAGGAUAUGGCAUGGAUUGGAACUCAUCUGAUUGAUGGAACAAUACAAAUCUGAUAUCUUAAUUGACUUUUUGAAUGAUCAUUUGAUUAAUCUUGAUUGCUCAUAAUUCUAUCGUUCG